Messenger RNA from Cyprinodon tularosa, 3012 nucleotides. Its product is annotated as mitochondrial import inner membrane translocase subunit TIM44-like. The coding region runs from base 26 to 1396 and encodes 456 amino acids. The record is from RefSeq and is a predicted model, not a curated record. Gene Ontology annotation, molecular function: protein-folding chaperone binding. Lineage: Eukaryota; Metazoa; Chordata; Actinopteri; Cyprinodontiformes; Cyprinodontidae. Gene Ontology annotation, cellular component: mitochondrial inner membrane. The transcript is spliced from 13 exons. Gene Ontology annotation, biological process: protein import into mitochondrial matrix.
GUUCAGGCAGUAGCGACGCACCAGAAUGCACGUGCUUCUCUGGUGGAACGUCAAGAUGGCAGCGUCCGUGUAUCGGUGUUACGAGCUGAUGGGCCGGAAGGCCUUGGCUCUCUGCACCCGUUCUGUAGUUUCUGCUGCAUGGAGAGGAGAUGCCUACAGGUUACACAGGAGCCCAGCUGCAGCUGUGCAGGUCCGGUAUUCUUCGGGACGGAAGGGUUUUUUGGGUGAGUUCGUUGACAAUCUCCGUCAGGAGUUCAGUAAGAACCAGGAGAUGAAAGAAAACAUCAAAAAGUUUAGAGAAGAGGCCAAGAGGCUAGAAGAGUCUGAUGCCCUGCAGCAGGCCCGCAGGAAAUAUAAAACUAUAGAGGCCGAGACGGUGAAAACAUCUGAGGUGUUUAAAAAGACCUUCGGCUCUCUGUCAGAAACCGUCAAAGAGAGUCUUGGGGAGGUGACCCGAACGGAUAUAGGGAAGAAGAUUAAAGAAGGUGUGGAGGAGGCGGCCAGGACAGCCAAGCAUUCUGCAGAGUCUGUGUCUAAGGGGGGAGAAAAACUGGGACGGACCAGCGCAUUCAGAGCCAUCUCACAGGGUGUGGAAUCUAUGAAGAAGGAGAUAGACGUUGGAGACGCCGGUCCUUACAGGGCUCCUGCUCAGCUGAGGAUGAGAAGUGAUUUUUCAUUGAGAGGUGGAGAUGUUGACAGCAGAGUGUUUGAGGCCAAUGAAGAUGCUCUUGGUGUGGUUCUGCAUAAGGAUUCAAAGUGGUACCAGCAGUGGAAGGACUUCAAGGAGAAUAACAUGGUCUUUAACCGAUUCUUUGAAAUGAAGAUGAAGUAUGAUGAAAGCGACAAUGCUCUGAUCAGAGCAUCCAGAGCCAUGACUGACAGAGUUACCGACUUUUUAGGUGGACUUUUCUCUAAAACAGAAAUGUCAGAAGUGCUGACAGAGAUUCUGAAGAUAGAUCCUAAGUUUGACAAAGAUACUUUCCUCAAGCAGUGUGAGAAGGAUAUAAUCCCGAACAUCCUGGAGGCUAUGGUCCGUGGAGAGCUGGAGGUUUUAAAGGACUGGUGCUAUGAAGCUACAUACAGUCAGCUGGCUCAUCCCAUCCAGCAGGCCAAAGCCCUCGGGCUUCUCUUUCAGUCCAAAGUUCUUGACAUCGAUAACAUAGAUUUAGCGAUGGGUAAACUGAUGGACCAGGGCCCAGUGCUGAUCAUUACCUUUCAGGCUCAAGUCGUCAUGGUGAUCCGAAGCCCGAAAGGAGAUAUCGUGGAAGGAGAUCCGGAGAAAGUGAUGAGGAUGAUGUAUGUUUGGGCCCUGUGUCGUGACCAGGAUGAGCUGAACCCUAACGCAGCAUGGAGGUUGCUGGACAUCUCCGCCUCCAGCACAGAGCAAAUCCUCUGAGAGGAGUCAAAGGCGAUGCUGGUGAACGGGCUCCUCCACUGUACAGACUGAACGAGGGCCGAGGUCACAAACAUGGGGAUGGAAGCAGCUCUGGAGCAGAGUAAAACCCUUCCCCUGUGCACGUGUAAAUACCUCAUACUUCGGACAUAUUCGCUAUAAUCUGGAUUCUAACAUGAGAUGUCAUCUCGCUGUUCUUCGUUCUUCGUGCUCGGAUUGACAGAGCUAUGAAAAAAGCACUUGACCUUUCCUGUUAGAAAGGAUAAAGUCAGUAGAAACCCUGGAACCCUUCAUUCUGUGGUGCACUUCAUCCAUACUGACCUUAUGGCAACAUUCAGAAAGAUCCUCUCACAGAUGGAGAAGAUGAAACUACAUGUUUGUAUAUCUGUUGAACAUUUCAGAACAUGUUUUUUUUUUAUUACUUUCUCAUGUUGGCAUGGGGUUAACAUCCUCAGCUUUGAAUUAAUGGCUGCAGCAUAAAUGCAGAUGGGGAUUUUUGAACAUACUGUAAGUUUGGAGAUGUUCUUCUCAUGAUUAUUCCUUCGAAGAACUAGUUUAUUUUCUAGCAAAGUGUACAGAUGCAUUUUUUAUUUUUUUUUGUAAAGCUUUGACCUGCUUUUUCUGGAUUCACCUUAAGAUCUCCAAUCAGGGUCUGAUGACUUGGUGUAUCUCUGCCUGACACAGAUUACAGAAAAACAUCUCUUCUAUUUAAACAGAAGACCAACUGUUCCCAUAUUAAUGUUUUGAUGGACCUCAAAUGUUUUCAUUUUAAUAUUUUGUUUUUUUCCAUUGUAAAUUUUAUGAUUCCAAUAAAGUCAAAGAGAAAUGGGAUUGUAACGUCCAAAGAUAUCGUUGUAAUCCAUGUCUUACCUUUGUUUGUUUUUUUAAGUUUAGCUGUUUGUUUUACUUCACAAACAAAAGGAUGAAGCAAGAUGACCAAUUGGAUAUAAAAACAUUCCGGGUAACGAUGUAUUUAUUUAAAACCUCUUCUGCUCUGGGAUAAGAACUUUACUGAUUUAGCACUAGAUGAAUAACGGUGAAUAACACCCAUUGUUUUGUCAGGUCGCAGUGCAGUGUCUCGGUUCUGAAUCCAUGUGUUGAUCAAUAAGCUUAUGACCUGUAGGGAAAUGAGAUUUGCAUUGUUUCGUUAUGGAAACGCAGUAGUGGAUUCAUUUCAGGUUCAGCUUCAGGUUUGUAGGAUCAUUUUUUUUGCAGAUCAUUCACCUGUUUGUCUUACAGAACAGCUCUGUUUACAUUUCUGAAUGUGGCUUUUAAUUGUUUAAUAGUGAAGAUGUAAACAGAGGAAAUGUGUUGUGAAGAAUGAAUCAGUUGUGUUUUAUAUGUAGGGCAGGUAAAAAAAAACUUGACAUGAUAUGAACACAGCACAGUUUAUUGGUAAAUACUCAGCAUCCCAUAGCAUGAUGCUUACUACUCCUUACAUGAAUGUUGGAAUAUUCUGCAGGUCAUGCUCAGCUCCUCUUCUUCUUUAAACAGGAUGAAUAAAGUUUAUGCUAAACAGCCAAAACUGAUUGAGAUGUUCACUUGUACAUGUAACUUAUUCUCUCUGUAUAUAUCUAAUCCUGUUUGAAUAAAACACUUUUUGUCCUGCCCUCGUCAAA